AUGUUGGGAAUAUGCUCUUUUAUUGAAACAGAGACCCAAGUAAUGCUCAGUCAUAAUCUAUGUGAUGAUUCCAUAUCCACUGGAAUUGAUGAAAUCGUGGCUGAGGCAAAGAAAGUUCACAUAAUUGAUCUUGGCAUCAAAUGUGGAGUGCAAUGGACAAUUCUGAUGCAAGCUCUCGCAUCACGACAUGAAUGCCCUCUGGAGCUUCUCAAGAUAAUUUUCGUGGGAUUUACUUCAAGUCAUACUGAGGUUCAAGGUAAAAGGUUAAUGGGUUUUGCCCAAACCAUGAACUUACCAUUCUCUUUUAAGGUUGUCAUAAUAUCAGACAUUCUUGACCUCAAAGAAGAUCAAUUUGAGCUUGAUACUGAAGAAACAGUUUCUAUCUACUCCGAGUUUUUCAUUUUUAACCUGAUUGCACAGCCGGAUCGUCUGGACUAUUUGAUGGGAGUAAUCAGAAACAUGAAUCCAUGUAUAAUGGUGGUCAUUGAAGUUGAGGCAAAUAUAAACUCACCAGCAUUUGUGAGCCGCUUUGUUGAAGGAAUCAGGAGUGCUGCGGUGGCUGAUGGAAAUGAAUGGAGAGCCCACCAUAUAAAGAUUGACAUAUGGAGGGCUUUCUUUUCCCGUUUUAGGAUGGAGGAGAAAGAUCUUAGUAUUAGUAUGUCUUCCUUGUACCGCCUCCGCCUUCUCCUACCAAACGUAUUAAACACUGCGAUGAUCAGAUCCUUGUCGCCAAUUCCGAUUUUCUUGUUUCAAAAUCGUCCCUCCUUGCGUCGAAUUUCAAAAUCUUCUGAAGAAGAACUGAUUUUCGUUCGUCGAUUGUCUGCGAGUUUCUUAAGAGCGCAUUCUGUCUCUUCUAAUUUUUCGUUGUGUGGGGGAGAUAUGAUCAAUUUUAUUGACUUCAGUUUGGUUUUUGGCAUGUUAGAGAUCAAAAACUGA
This is a messenger RNA of Tripterygium wilfordii, 936 nucleotides long. Its product is annotated as DELLA protein 1-like. The transcript has 6 exons. The record is from RefSeq and is a predicted model, not a curated record. Gene Ontology annotation, cellular component: nucleus. Gene Ontology annotation, biological process: regulation of DNA-templated transcription. Lineage: Eukaryota; Viridiplantae; Streptophyta; Magnoliopsida; Celastrales; Celastraceae. The coding region runs from base 1 to 936 and encodes 311 amino acids. Gene Ontology annotation, molecular function: DNA-binding transcription factor activity; sequence-specific DNA binding.